AUGCUGGAGUCAUCUUCUCAACCCCCAAAUUACCUAAUCUCACCCACCACACCGCCGCCGUCUCCGCCGCCAGCCCCACCACCCAUAAAACCCAACCAGUUUUUUUCUUUGAUAUCCAGCAGACCCUCCCUCCGAGUGACUUCAGAGUUCGACAGCGACAGCCGUUUCUUUCAGAAGGUCAAACGUCAGAUCUCGGAGCCUCUCUUGGCGUUAACUUCGAAACACUUGUCGAUUCACAAAGACCCUCAAGAACAAAAUGCCCUCAUCAAAAGCUCCUUCGAUGUGGGUCCUAAGUUGCAUUUCAAAGUUGCUCACGAUGUCAAGCCUAAAGCAACAAUAAGAUUUCUCACGGGUGAAGUUACACUCGAGGAGAAAGAAGAAGAGGAAGAGGAAGUGUCAAGGAAAUUGUUGAUCAAUGGAAUUCUUAAAGGUCCAAUUUUGAAUGGGGUCGGUGCAGCCCAUUACACAGACAAAGAACUGAAAUUAAGAUACUCGUAUAAGGUGAUUUUUUCUUCAGCUUUACAAGCUACCGUGUCUUGUAUGGGAGUUCCAAUGGCAUAUUUCUUGUUGAAUAACUUAGAUGGCUCAUUUCAACAUUAUGGAUGCCCGAUUUUCCGACUUUUGAUGUUUCCUUUUCGUAGUGGUUUUGAUGGUUUAUGA
Messenger RNA from Hibiscus syriacus, 660 nucleotides. Its product is annotated as outer envelope pore protein 37, chloroplastic-like. The coding region runs from base 1 to 660 and encodes 219 amino acids. Gene Ontology annotation, biological process: monoatomic cation transport. The transcript is spliced from 2 exons. NCBI's taxonomy places the organism in Eukaryota, Viridiplantae, Streptophyta, Magnoliopsida, Malvales, Malvaceae. Gene Ontology annotation, cellular component: chloroplast outer membrane. Gene Ontology annotation, molecular function: monoatomic ion channel activity. The record is from RefSeq and is a predicted model, not a curated record.